AUGUCUCAUACGGUGACAGUUACCAGGACCACAACAUCGACAACAUCCGCUAUAAUCCUAAACACUGGCUAUGUGAAAUCGGUGCCUGGGUUAUUAAAAUUAGCCGAAGUUAUUUUAGGAGGCAUUGUCUUGGGUCUGUUGAUUUAUAACAGAGACAACUUAUGUCAUUGCUGGGUGUAUGGCACGCACAACGCACAACUUUUUUUUUUGGGCACAAUUAGUGCAUUUUUUUUAACGAGUCUUUUGUUGUUGAUUUCUUGUCUGCUAUCCAUUUCCACAGGGCCUAUCAUAUCCAAAACUAAUUUUGAGUUUAUUUAUCAUGGAGCUGGAUUUAUAUUUUUGUUGUUGGCAUCCGUGUUCCUAUUACUUGAUGCAAAUGAUAAUAGCGGCCGUAACUCACAAAAUCAUUUUGUAAUUGCCUCAAUUCUGGGAUUGAUAAUGGCAGCUUUUUACCUGCUAAGUUCAAUCUGGGGUUAUAGGUCAUACAGAGGCCCAUGA
This is a messenger RNA of Macrosiphum euphorbiae (potato aphid), 498 nucleotides long. The record is from the annotation of a GenBank genome assembly. NCBI's taxonomy places the organism in Eukaryota, Metazoa, Arthropoda, Insecta, Hemiptera, Aphididae.